AUGGCUGAAGGGAGCAGCACGGCGGGGAUGACCAAGAAGGAGAAGGAGCGGCAGGAGAUCAUGCUGGCAGCAGGACGAGCCUCCUCCACCUCCUUCGCCCUCUUCCUCAACUCCCUGAGCAAGAAGAUGCCCUGCCCUUACAUCAUGCUGCCGGCGGUGAAGGACGCGAUCUCGGCCGCCAUGGAAGUCCCCUGCAUCGAGAUUUGCCAUCAGUUCGUGCUGUCGAUCUCCGAGCUCAUCGCGGUGGUGAGGUACGGGAGCAGCAUCCGCAUACCAAGGUCCCUCGGCAACGAGCAGGAUUUCUUCAUCAAGUUCCGGUCGCUGUGCCGGGAGCGAAUGCACCCUUUGGUCCACGACUUCACUCCCGAGUCUCCCGUGUACUCCACCAUGAAGAAGCUCGUCAUGUCGAUGCCUCGACUGCCCGACCUGAAGGAGGAGUAUGUGAGGUUCACCGUCGAUACCCUUGGCGCGUCGUUGUCGGCGGCUCAGAGGGACUCUUUGCUCCUGCUGGCGCAUCAUGUGAAGGUCAUCGAGCAAAACACGCGGAAGGGGUUUGACCAGAGCGCCAAGGAGAUGAGAAUCAAGAAGCAGGCGGCAGAUUUGCAUCCGGACUUCUCCUGCCCUCUAGGCAUCAGAUCCAAGACGAAGGAGGGAGCUGGCAAGGACGAGGAGGAGUGCUUGUCGAACCUGCUGGAUACUGAGACCAUUCAAAGGAUCAACAUGCUGCGUACGAGGGACAGGAAGAUGGCGGUAGAAAAGCUCAUCAAGGAGCUGAUCUCCCACAUCUACCAGUCGAAGAUGAAGGAGAACGAGGAUAAGAAGAAAAUGCGACCGCAAACCGCUCGCCCGGACCUCAAGUCUUCUCGAGAAAUGUUCCAAUCGCAUGGGACGGCCAAUAGCUUCACUCAGUUGGGGAAGAACAAAGCCAGCCAACGGAGAAUCACGGUACCAGUGGACCGACAAGUCGUCAACAUGUGGUAUCAGAGCAAGGGUUUGUACCAUACUCCUUACGAGAGCCUGUCUGGCAAAGAACUAGCCUCCGGCAACUCGCCGCAGUACUGGUUGGAUCCUGAAACAAACGUCUACCGCCUCGUCCCCUCCUACCCCACAGUCGGGAGGCAUCCAAUGCUGCGAACUUCGCGGCCUAAGUCAGCUGUUGUCCAUCAGGACACGGCGAGGUUUAACAAGGAGGAGAGGAUAGAACCAGCUCCAACCAAGAACGUGGUGAGGGAUGAGAUCGAGAAGUUGACGAUGGGGAGGCUGAAGAGCACCAGGAGGGAGCUGGAGAUCUUCGAGAGAGCCAAGACCGCAACGCAUAGGAAGAUGCAGCAGGCAGACGAGGCGAUCCAUACGCUGCGCAAGAAGCUGAACAAGAAGCGGGGCCUCUCCAUCCCCUCCACCCCCAGAGGUCCUACGAGCGUGGCGAGCCCCAGGAGCGAGCGCGUCGCCACUCCUACCCUUGUCAAGUCUCCUCAUCGCCCCAUCACUGCCCCUCGACCAGUCGGUGCCUCGAGCUCCAGCCCAGCAGCUCAUGAUUCCUUCUUCAAGUCUCCUCGGGUGAUUUCCCCGAUCAACCUGCCGCCCUGA
Guillardia theta CCMP2712 is the source of this 1587-nucleotide messenger RNA. RefSeq lists its product as hypothetical. The transcript has 14 exons. The record is from RefSeq and is a predicted model, not a curated record. The coding region runs from base 1 to 1587 and encodes 528 amino acids. Lineage: Eukaryota; Cryptophyceae; Pyrenomonadales; Geminigeraceae.